Molecule: messenger RNA, 486 nt
Organism: Cadophora gregata
Lineage: Eukaryota; Fungi; Ascomycota; Leotiomycetes; Helotiales; Ploettnerulaceae
Exons: 2
Coding region: 1-486 (161 amino acids)
Source: RefSeq, a predicted model, not a curated record
AUGGAGGCUGCAGAUGCCAACGAGGCCGACAAGGCUGAAGUCCAAGAUCAGAGUGAGUUGCAGGUCAGAUCCACCUUGCUUUCUCCCAAUGAGUCAGCCUGGCAGCUCAAGGACCAGGGCGAUCAACACGAUGCCUUUGUCAACGGCCGGAGUAACUGGCGACCUGUUCCUUUCUCGAGAGCGGGAAUGGAUUCCGGUGUUGUUGCCACCCUGCCAGCUCCACUGGUUGCGGCUCGAAGCGGCGGAGGCGGCCGCACAACCACCCCGCCAGCCCGCAUACAGGAGCUCGAUUUAUUUUCUGACGCAGACCGAGAGAACAUCGAGAGCAGAGACAACAACAACACCACAUUUCAGUUCAACUUUGGAGGAGAGGACCAGAACGCGGAGGAGACCGAUACUACCAGUCCCUGUGACACAUUCAUCUUCACAAGCACAUCUGCAGACAGCACAGUUGGUCCCUCGAACAAGCCAGUUCAUCCACCUUGA